CUGAAGACCUUAACGAUCAACGCUUCGGGCUAUUCGGCCUCUGGUUAUAAGGCCCCACCAAAAAAUGGUGGGAGCUUGGAGGAGUGCUACACCAACGUUUUUGCUUUAACAGAACUCAAUGGAUUGAAAUGGCGGUGUUUCGUGACUCCUACAUCUGCUCCGAGAGGAGUUCCUGUCACUAGUGAUUUUGUUCUAAAAGCAUACGGAAAAUGUCUUAAGGAAGGCUAUCUGUGCACUUGGCGUCGUAAACCUCUUCCUCUCUCUGUGAAAACAGAAACAUUGAAGAACCCUUCAUUCACAAAUGAUAUUUCAAAGGAGUUAUGGUGUUUCUGGUAUACUAGUGACCCUCCCGCGAAACUGCUUGAAAUUACUGCUCAAUUAGAGAACGAUGAUGAAAUCGAAAUGGGUUCUGCUUCUAAUGGCAUCCCUUAUGAAAUCCGUAUACUUUUUUUCAAAGCAUUGCAUGCAAUCGUUGAACGAACUCUCCUCGGUGCUGGUUAUAUAAGAUUUGGUAGAUGGUUCACCCGACCACUAGUGAGAGAUACAAAAGGUUUCGGUUAUGAGUUUUUGACACCGAGUCAUCGGUUUGCUUUUAAUCUGCAGUUCUUCGUACAUGGUGGAAAUAUCGUAUGCAUGACACUCAAUUUUCAACGCCAACCUACCCUGUUAGCUCUAUCGAAAAGACAUUUCAGCCAAACUGAAAAAGUUCAAGUUGUUCUCAGUCCGUGGUCGUUACGAGGGUUCCUAGUUCCCACCGGCGAUGCAGACUACUCUAAAAUUCAAGCAAGUACUCAAAGACAAUGGAACGAAUGGGAAGAAUAUGUGCCACUCAGAGAAAAUAACAAAACAGAGGUUAAUCCUGUCCCUAAAAUGGUUGUGGUUGAAGUGGACGAAGUCAGAAUGCUCUAUCCUACUUCCCUCAUUGGGAUUACUUUGAAAGACGAUGAAAAGACUUGGUCCGACGAAGUUGACAAAAUCAAAGAAGAUGUAGCUGAGAUUAAGACUAGGAACCAUGUUAAUCGUCUCCGAGUGUAUCUUGGACUUCAAUCAAUUAUAGAAAAGUCAUUUAUGCUGCAUAUGGCAAAAAAGAAAGAUCCUUUCCGUAAACCAUUCUCUGCACAACCUGUAGAUGUGGAUGAAAGUUUGAAAUUCUCUUUCCAUGACCCUAUCGCUAACUGUUUGGACAAGAAAUGUAAAUGUUGUAAUUUCUUCAAUAUGCUUACUAAGAAAGAAGAAGAAGGAGAUACAGAAAGCCGACCUGCAACGCCUUAUUUGGACUUUGGGCCUACUUUCGCUGAGAAUCCCGCGUUUCCCGGACAAAAAGUGAGAAAGCCACUAGGGAAGCUAAUGAGCAAGGUGUUCAAUCGCCGUAAAUGGAAAUGUCCAGUUGAUUGGAGGGAUGACUCUGAUAAAGACUCUUCUUCGUCCGAGUCAGCCUUACCCUCGGACUCUGAAACUAUGAGCGAGUUAGAGGAGCCACCCAUACUUCCAGCCACAAAUUCAGAAGAGCCUGAUAGAUGCGACACUCCGUUCUGGGCACGAACUGAUAAGAAUACGCUAGUUACUGGAGUAGACUUCGACGACGAAGAAGGCGGCUAUUCUUCCGGUCCCUCUGAAGAAGAUGCCCUUUCUCCAAAAAAUGCUAAUUGUGACCCAAAUGCCAACGAUGUGGACCGAAGAAUGCAGGGAGAAAAAGCAAUCAAAUCGAAGAACGCAACAAGCAAGUCAAAAGAUCGGGGAAACAGCUCCAGUGACGCUUUUGACUCUAUUCGCAAUGAUUAUAACAUGAUGAAGAAGCAAUCAAAAAAGACUAUUGCUGCUCCCACGAACAAACAGCCUCGAAGUGCUCCUCCAUUGACUCCCCCACCACCUCCUCCUCCUCCUCCGCCUUCUCCUCCUAAGACCAAGACUUACGCUAAUGAACCCUUGCUACGUAUGGUGCCUGUAAUAAGAAAAGCUUUGAAAGAAACAAUGGUUAAUGUCGUGAAUGAUGUUGAGUAUGAAGCGAUGCAGUUUAGUAACAAGCGAUCAAGAUAUAUCUGGCCUGAUCUUGAACAAUUGGAUAUGGAUUCUAUAACAGUGAAUGCAGCGGAAGAUUUUCGCAUAAAACCGAAGAUGUACGGUGCUCCUUUCAUUCCAUUUAAAGAAGAAGAUGAUUCUGAACCAGACGUUUUUGAGUCUGAAGAAUCAGACAGUUCUGAUAAUGAGAGAAGAAACAUGGGAGAGGGUCGUAGCAUGUUAGCCGAUAUAACAAACAGGAAGUUUACAGAUGAACCAAUGGAGGUGGAUAAUGUAGCAUAUAGUAUCCUUUCUCCGCCUGCAAGUAAUGAGCAAAUGGAGGGAUUUUUGCCGCCACCUAUUAUUAAGCUCGGCCCACCCUCUAUUGGAGAGUCCCUCAAUAAGAUAUAUCCAACACCACCUAGCAUGGUUGGCGAAGUGCAGCAACUCAGUCCUAUGGAUGUGAUGCCGUGUCAGAAUAACACUGAUCAAAAUGCACCAAAGACUGAACCGAUGGAGACUGAUAAAAGUUGUAUUGAGAAAACUCUAAAAUCAUCUAGUGAAACAGAAGACAAAAAGAAAGAAGAGACUACAGUCGGUUUAAGCAAUCAGAAUGGAAUAGCUGCACCUUGUGCCGUUUCGAAGACAUGUAGUAUUGUCGGAACAGCCGAAACGAACUCGGUAAAAUCCUCGGAAGAAGAAUCUCAUAUCAAAGAGAGAAAAAAGCCCAAGAAAUUGCGAAUGAUCAAAAAAGAAGAUGACUACUUCCAUAUCGACCAGAACAGUAAAGUGUUUUCUUUCUACAAUAGCACAAAACGAAAACAAAUUGCCAAUGUUUCUCCACGGACUAAGUUGAAUCUGACCGGCCGUUUUAUUGUGCAAAAAAAUGAGCGCUUGAGUGCCAUUCUCAAAAGGAGGAAGCUGCCGUUGGAUUACGAGAAAUUGAAGGAGAAAAUAAAGUCGGAAAAGAAACCAGAAAAGUCUCGGAUUCAAUUGUCGAUGGAAGCUAUAUUGCUGGCAAUUCAUAAACAACAAAUACAGCAGUUUCACCAAAAUCCAAACAGAACGUACGGGAAUACUAAUAAUUCGAUGCCUGAAUAUGGCCAACGACCAAUGCAAAAUAUGCCUCCUCAUCCUGGUAUGAUGGUGCCAGGAUAUCCGAAUAACCCUAUGAUGAUGAGGCAUGGUAAUCAAAUGAUGGGCCGAGGUGUUCCUCCUCAGUAUGCUAACCCUGGUCAGUAUAUGCCACAACAGAUGGGUUAUGGACAACCACAAAUGGGCCCUCCUGGAUACUGCAACACUAUGCGUUACCCCAUGAUGAAUAAUAUGGGGCAUCAAAUAGGAAUGCAGCCUAUGCCUGGAAUGUCCAUGGGUCAACCCGGCAUGAAUAUGCCUAAUCAAGUAGGGAUGCCACAUAUGGGUCAAAUGCAGGCAAUGGAACCAGGAGGCAUGGGGCCAGGACCCAUGAUGCCAGCUCCAGGAUCAAUGAACCAUAUGAACAUGGGACCUAUGGGUCACAGCGGACCGGUGAACAUUUAUGGCGGACCCCCUUCGGGACAGAUGGGUGGCAUUAACUCUCCGUAUAAUAGCAACGAUGGCAUGAUGAUGCAUUCUGCUUAUUCGAACAAUCCACAAAACUUCGUGCAACCUGGACCAUACCCAAUGAAUCCGAACAUACCUCCAACUAUGAACUCGAAUAUACCAAAUAAUUCUAGCAUGAAUUCCAUGGCUAUGAGAGCUGCUCCGCAGCAGCAAACUCUGAUUGAUAAUCAGUCCAGCUCAAAUGAUGAUGUUGUCGUGCUUAAAGACACCGCUCCCGCCGAAGGCUCCAGCAUAGUAUUGGCAUUAUUGUUCCAGGAUACGCUUUUGGAUCUGUUUUACGAUACAGUAUUUGACUCUUGUCCUGUCUGUUCCUGCAAUGCAUCAAUCAAAUCUCGAGAGUUAGGGCUUUACGUCAUCCCUCCUGAACUUCUGAAGAGCAGUCCAGAAGUUCAAGCAAAUUAUUUGAGCAAUUGGGGUGGCUUUGUCGGAAACAGUGGCAGUUUGUGUAAUUGUGGAUUCAGCGUUGUUCGCCAUCGUUACUUAUCGCUGAAAGCAGGCUUGUUCUAUGAAGAUGCUUACGAAGCUACAGGGAACAGAGACGCUGGUUGCAAAGCAAACCCUAUGUGGUCGACCAACUAUCCAAGAAAGCUAUUCUUCAAUUCACAAAACUUAAAUGAUAGAAGGACGCUUAAUCUGAUUCGAACGAUGAGCAUGAGCACAUUCCUUGGUCGUCAGGCUGAAACUAUUAUAAGCUUCAUGGAGUAUACCGAGAAAAUGAGAAGAGCUCAGAAACUGAGCUACAGCAUUGAGACUGGAUCAGAUUAUUUACUAUCCUUGAUAGAUUGCUCGGAACUUCUAUUGAUUGGGAAUCAAACUCUCGAUCUCUCUUUAGUGAACGGUAGCCGCAAUAAAACCAAGCCGCCAGCCUUCGGUCGCAAAUACAUGAGCAUUUUCCAUCCCUGGGGAUUACAAGUUGCGAAUGAAGCUGAAUGUUUGGGUGAGCUAGAAAUAUCUGAUGUCACACGUCAUUUAACACCUCAUCUUGAAAAAGCCAUGCGGAUUGUACGAUGCAUGGAAAAUAACGCCAGCUUCAAUAUAGUGGAAGGUCCUCUCACUUGGAAAGCAUUAACUUCAAAGAUCCAGAAAAUUUCCCCCACAGAUGAUGACGUUCAUGCUCCAGAACCUGUUCCUUUCAUACUUCUCGGAUGUGAUAAAGAGUUGAUUCGGGCCUCUCCUCUGAUCCUGCCGUUCUGGGACGAUUUGAAUUUAGCUCCUUAUGAUCAUCCAAAAGAUGUUCUUUAUCUGACCGUAAUGCCUGAAAACAAUUUACUGGAUUUACCAAUUUCAAAUUAUAUGGAUGAACUCAGCAAAACUUACGAAAAGAUGAAAUUGGGAAGACACAUUUCUUGGAAUCUGAAAGAUGUGAAGGAUGGUAUUGUUCGAGUUGGCGGUAAACAGUAUGGCAAGGGCUUUACCGAUGAUAUGUUCGAGUUCUUAAAACGUGUCGAUAACACCGAUGAGAAACAUCAGAAGAGUAUCCAAAUGAUUGGGUUAUUCACUCAAGAAAUGGAGGAGAAGUUAGUUCAAAUUAUCAACGAAAACCAGGAGAUGUUUGCCCGCUCGACAUAUAGACAAGCUCUAGCUUUGGAUCAGAGAAAUAAGAAAGCUGCGAUGAAUACGAUUCAAGCAGAAGCUGAGAAAGUUACGGCGUCUAUUCAGGAGAUUUAUGAGGCUAACCCCAACGCCACGUUAGGACCUUCUUCUGAAUCGAAACUGAUUAGUUGCGAUUUUCUUCAUGAAAUAACUUAUCCAUCUAACCCCGAAGCAUUCGAUAAUCAAUUUUUCCAAAAAGAAAAAACGGAAGAAGAAGGAACGAAAGAAACGGAAAAUGGAAACAAUGUCACUAAUUCUAACGGCUCAGAUGAGCUUGCAUCAGCCCAAACUGCUAUAGAAAUCUCCCAACAAACAGCACCGAUCCCCCAAGCUACUAUUCAACAAAUAAAAUCAGGAAAAACUUCAACUACCCAAACUGCUUCUACAACCGGGCUUCCUGCUCAUCAACAAAAUCCGAACAUUUCCCAAGGCACACUUACUUCUCAACCAACUAGCGUUCCUAGUGCUCAGGGAACUGUUGCCUCGCAAGCUCAGCAAGCUCCACAAGGGCCAUUACAAGAGCUGCUUGACUCCUCUCAACCAGGUUUAAUACCCAUCACAGUUGCUCCUCGUACAAUCUUCAAAGAAGAUCCUCCUCUUGAAGCAGAGGAUACUCCUGUAGAUGACCACGGAACACUCAAUCAAGUUGUUGUUAUCUAUGUUAUUAAUCCAUUCAACUAUGGAGAUGAAGGAAAAACUUACACAUUAGCUCGACUUGGCACAUUGGCUAUAAUGCGUGCGUUUAAUGCUGUUCUUGGACGAAUUCCUCCAAGCCUUCGUCUCCAACUUCAACUGGAGAUCGUCCCCCUCUCUAGAUCACUGCAUCUCGCUGGCUUAUCCGAAGACUUUUAUCUGUGCAACGAGAUGAUUUCCGAUUAUAUUUCUGUUGAUAUUCGGGAAGAGCCUAGAGAGUUCACUAUUCAUGAAGCGGUGAAAGCAGCUUGUUUUUCUGUUUAUCGUGCUCCUAGAUACUUUACUCCUAAAACUGCGCUUGAAGUUAAAGCUCGUUGUAUGACUAAAUUUGGUCCAGGAAGUGAUUUGCUUGAAAUCGUGGCAGAUUGGGAGAAGUUGGCAGAACCUGUUGUAUAUAGUUUUCCAACUAAUUCUCAUAUUCUGGCUCCUUUACCCUGGCUGCGACAGGAAACUACUAACAAUGGGGAAUCCAAAGUUGUAAUGCAACCUGGGGAUGAAGAAAUUAAUUUGUUUAUCACUUACUGUCUUGUCGGAAAUGACUAUCUAUGUGCGGUUAUUGGUGAUUCUCGUGGAAGGAUUCACGAUAAUUGUGUUAUCAACAUGCGGCCAGACUCGGACGAUCCCAAUGAAGCUAUAAGAUAUAAGGCGAAAACCCAGAUUCUGGACGUUAUGACGAAGUUAUGGAACUUUAUUCAAGCAACUAUCGCGAUGGACACAAAAGCUGUGCGACUGGUUAUUGGACGAUUGGGCAAAAUAGGUCAUGGGGAGUUCAAAGCAUGGUCUCAUAUUCUCACUAAAACUACUCUGAGAAAGAUGUCAGCAAAAAUGAAAGAGACAUGUACCGCUUGCUUCGAGACUCCUGGACCUGCUGGUAUACCAACCAUACUGUCAGCUUGCCUAAUUUCGACCGAACCUGAACCGUAUCUGCGUUUGCACCCUAAGCUUGUGAACGUUGAUGGAUUACCGAAAAAGAAAACUUACAAUCAUACUCCUGGUGACUUUAGCUGUACUCACAUACUAGUUUUCCCUGUGAACACUCAAAUUGAGUUAUCAGGAGGGGAGCAAGCUACGGAAGAUGAAAAUUAUAUGGAUGCUUGGGACGGUAUUGCUGGAUUGGAUCUGCCACAAGAUGAUGAGUUUGGUAACAUCCAAGACAUUGUUGGAGGGUUAGAUAACGCUGAUACUUCGGGCCAACAGAGCGCAUCAUUUCGUUCGAAUGGCUCUGGACUUUUUUCUUCUGACCUUUCUGAGCCUCUACAAAAUCAACCUCUGGCGAUCGGUUACUUGAUAUCCACUUGUCCGGCUCCAGAUCUACCUGAAUGGUUCUGGCAGAAUAGCCCUAGCUCAAGACGACAGAUCCCAAUCCAUCUAAAGUCGUCUCUCCACAUUAAUGUUCAAUGCAGUGGAACCGAUCAGGAUCAGGGUGAGGAACUCAUUCAACAAAGUAAAACUGUAUCCAACGAUAACUUGGAAAAAAUCCACCCUCUUGAUAGCCAAAGAACCGACGAAGUUUUGAGACAUGUCCUCAAGACUUAUAACGCUCUUUCUUGGUUGAACAUUGAUGUUCGUUACGGAGACAGAUAUUCUUGUCUGCCAAUACAUUUCCAAGUUUUACUCAGAUUAUAUCAUUCCCUCUUCCGACUUGUUACGUAA
Messenger RNA from Auanema sp. JU1783, 7539 nucleotides. The record is from the annotation of a GenBank genome assembly. Lineage: Eukaryota; Metazoa; Nematoda; Chromadorea; Rhabditida; Rhabditidae.